Messenger RNA from Talaromyces amestolkiae, 2544 nucleotides. RefSeq lists its product as uncharacterized. The coding region runs from base 1 to 2544 and encodes 847 amino acids. The transcript has 4 exons. The record is from RefSeq and is a predicted model, not a curated record. Gene Ontology annotation, molecular function: FAD binding. NCBI's taxonomy places the organism in Eukaryota, Fungi, Ascomycota, Eurotiomycetes, Eurotiales, Trichocomaceae.
AUGCCAUCCUUGAAAGUACUCAUUUGUGGCGGCGGUUGCGCUGGUCCAGCUCUGGCUUACUGGCUCUCCAAAUGCGGACACAAUGUCGUCGUGGUCGAGCGUUUUCCUUCGCUCAGAGCAUCCGGCGCCCAGAUUGAUCUCCGUGCUCAGGGAAUCGAGGUCGUCAAGCGUAUGGGCCUGCUGGAUGUUGUUCGCAGCAAAGUUGUUGAUGAGGUUGGAUUCUCCUUUGUGGAUUCCAAGGGCAAGUCAAAGGCUACUGUCAUGGCAAAUAAGUCUGGUAAAGGCGCGCAAUCUCUUACGUCGGAGUUUGAGAUUAUGCGGGGUGAUCUAGUGAGAUUGCUGUAUGACGCUACCAAGGAUCGUGUCCGGUACGUCUUUGGUAAACAGGUCAUAAAUUUCGAGCAGGAUGAUGAACAAGUAAUGGUUCACUUUUCAGAUGGGUCUUCGGAUUCAUUUGAUCUACUUGUUGGAGCGGAUGGGCAAGGGUCUAGGGUUCGGCAAGCUAUACUACCGUCAACGAUUACGGAUCCAUAUAGGCAUCUCGAUGUACAUAUGGCAUACUUUUUCGUACCUCGUGUGGAAGGUGACACCGACAUUGGCCAAAUGUACCUCAGUCCAGGCGGUCGAAUGGUCAUGCGACGAAGUCACAAUCAGCACGAAACUCAAGUUUACUUUAUGCUGCGAGACGAAUCCAAGGAAUUACGAAACCUCCCAAGGACGCCCCUCGAACAACAAAAGGAGUUUUGGUCAACAAGGUUCGCCGAUGUUGGUUGGCAAACUUCUCGCUUUCUGGAAGGUAUGAAGACUACCGAAAACUUUUAUAGCCAGGAAGCGGUCCAAGUCUGCGUCGACUCCUGGCACAAAGGACGCGUUGUACUACUCGGUGACGCCGCUCACUGCGCAUCUCCAUUCAGUGCCAUGGGGACAACGGGAAGUUUUGUCGGCGCCUACGUUCUUGCUGGUGAGAUUAAUCGCCAUUCAGACGAUCUCGCACAGGCGUUCGCCAAUUACGAGAAGAAGUUGCGGCCGUUCGUUAACGAGCUUCAAAAAAUGGCCAUUCAGAAGUACCGUUUGACUAUUCUCGCGGCGUUAGUCUUACUUCCCUUUGUUAUUGGAGCCACCUGCGACAAUACCAUUUCCGACAUAAUUGAGAUUGGGUCGCAGAUCGAUGCAGACGACAUUGCAGGUUGUGGUGGUACUAUCGAUGCAAAUAUCGAGAUCUCGAAGGAUUAUGCAGGUGCUCUCAUCCUGAAUGGGAUCACGACGGCGGCUAGUUCCUUGAUCUUUCAAGGAGCGACGAAUCUUACUUCCUUUGCGGCUCCUGAUCUUCUCGCCAUCAACGGGAAUCUGACGAUAACUUCGUGUAUCCUCCUGAGCGAUCUGAAUUUGGGUGAGCUCAUUUUGGUCGGGGAUAUGAUGCUUGAGGAUCUACCCAAUCUGCGAAGUCUAAACUUUACAAGUGGUCUCAGGACUGCUAGAGGUAUUUCGAUUGUUGGCACUGGUCUUGAAACUCUGGAUGGUCUCGAAAUCAGUUCAGCAAGUGACGGAAUCAACAUCUCUGCCAAUGCUGCGUUGACCGAUAUCAACUUUUCAAGUCUCACCAAUACCAGUGGUCUGUUUAGCAUUCAGGCAAAUAACCCGAAAAUGAAAGUCAAUUUGCCCAGUCUCGCCGCUGUACAGGAUUUCACAAUUGAAAACGUCUCCUCUUUUUCGAUGCCUGGUCUAUAUCAAGUGUCCGGGCAGCUAUUGAUUGCCGGCUCAUCGAUUGACAGUUUCUCAACCGGUACAUUACAGACCGCGGGCAGUAUUAUGUUUACCGACAAUCCACUUUUAAACAAUAUAUCCAUGCCAGAAUUGACCUUCCUCUCGGGUGAUCUUGUAAUCGCUGCCAAUGAAGAACUCAAACAAAUCACCGAAUUUCCCAGCUUGACUGAAGUCCAGGGUAACAUUGAUGUCUCCGGAGACUACACAGAAUUUACUCUUCCUGCGCUGACUGCCGUCAAAGGUAGCUUUAAUGCUACCAGUCAGUCAGAAUUUGGUGGAUGUGCUACAUUUGACAAGCAGAGAGAGAGUAAUGUCAUUCAGGGCAACUAUACAUGUUCAUCUCCGAGUGGUAGUCCUACGUCUACGACUAGUUCCACGUUAAGCAGCAGUACCUCACCUGAGGUCACUAGCACCCAUUCAAGUGGUGGUAGCUCCUCCUUGCUUUCAAUCGGGGCCAAAGUAGCGAUUGGGCUCUGUGUACCGGUGGCCGUCAUUUCUUUCUCGACGUUGCUGUUUUUCUGGCGGCGCCGCAGGCGAGCGAAUGCAAGACUCGCCCAAUUCAACGGUACACAAGUUCAUGAGGACCUCACUCCCAGGCCUGAACUGGAGGGCAGCCCUGUUACGACAAGGCCUUCACAAAAGCAGGAACUCGAUGCUCCAGGUACGAUUAGUACGAGACAUUCAACAAUAUUGGAACCCAUUGAAUUACCAAAUGAGUCCGAGAGCAUUGUAUACCACGAGAUGCUUGGUGCACCGAGAGAAAUCGAGACGCAUCAAUAG